Messenger RNA from Metarhizium album ARSEF 1941, 2835 nucleotides. Its product is annotated as Cutinase transcription factor 1 beta. Lineage: Eukaryota; Fungi; Ascomycota; Sordariomycetes; Hypocreales; Clavicipitaceae. The transcript is spliced from 6 exons. Gene Ontology annotation, biological process: DNA-templated transcription; regulation of DNA-templated transcription. The coding region runs from base 1 to 2835 and encodes 944 amino acids. Gene Ontology annotation, molecular function: zinc ion binding; DNA-binding transcription factor activity, RNA polymerase II-specific; DNA binding. The record is from RefSeq and is a predicted model, not a curated record.
AUGGCGUCAGAGCCAAUCAAGGACGGCGCUUCGCCGGCCUCGUCGCAGUCAGACUCGGGGGACAAGAGCAACGGCAAGAAGAGAGCCACCGGCGACGAUUCCAACAGUCCGCACAAAGUGACCAAGCGAAGAGCCGCCCGGGCAUGCGCGUCGUGUCGGGCGCGAAAGGUGCGGUGCGACGUGGUUGAGGGAGCGCCGUGUGGGAAUUGCCGCUGGGACAACGUUGAGUGCAUUGUGCAGGAGAGCCGCCGGCGAAAAAAGAAUUCUGUCGCCGCCCCCAGCGCCGUGGGCCCAGCCAGCAGCGGCUCAGCCGAGGCACAACUCCGCGCCAAGGCCACCGCAGCCUCAGCGUCCAUGCAGCCCACCAGCGCCAUGGCCACGCCGCCGCUUUCCCUGACCAACCCCGACUUUGCACCCCGAGCCGGCAGCGUCACUGCCUUUCCGUCCCACAGCCCCGAUGGGGCGGCCCCCUUGCUGCCUAAGAACGGCCUCGACGGCCACGUACCGCACAUGCUCUAUCAACGGUCCGGAUACCGCCAAGCCAGCGUCGUCAGCCAGACCUCCUCAUGCUAUGGAAGCGGCCGCACCGCACAGUUUCUCAACUCGCUCGAACUCCCCGAUGCCGGAUCCCAGCUCCCCGCGUUUGUCAGGCCGCUGCCGGCCAAGAUCGCGCCCGAGGAUGUGCAGUAUCUCGCGCUCAAGGGCGCCCUUACGCUGCCCAGCCUCGCGCUCCAGAGUGCUCUCCUGCAGGGCUACAUCGAGUACGUCUAUCCGUACAUGCCGCUGAUUGACCUGCACCACUUCUUGAGCAUUGUCGACCGCCGGGAUGGCGUCAACGGCCAGACGAGCUUGCUGCUCUACCAGAGCAUCAUGUUUUCGGCCACGGCGUUUGUGGACAUGAAGUAUUUGAGAGACGCGGGUUUUUCGUCGAGGAAGGCGGCUAGAAAGGCCUUUUUCCAGAAGACACGGCUCCUGUAUGACUUUGACUACGAACAAGACCGCCUCGUUCUUGUCCAGUCUCUGAUGCAAAUGACAUACUGGUACGAGACGCCCGACGACCAAAAGGACACCUGGCACUGGAUGGGCGUGGCCAUCUCCCUCGCACACACCAUCGGCCUGCACCGCAACCCUGGGUCAACGUCCAUGUCGACGUCCAAGCAGCGUCUCUGGAAACGCAUAUGGUGGUCGUGCUUCAUGCGGGACCGCCUCAUUGCGCUGGGCAUGCGCCGCCCGACGCGGAUCAAGGACGAGGACUUCGACGUGCCCAUGCUCGUGGAGAGCGACUUCGACAUACAGGUUCUCGCCGAGGGCAUCAGCGUCGUCCCUCCAGAAUGCACACUCGUGCGAGACGUCGGGAUGCAGCGCGAGCUGGCCGCCAUGUGCAUCUCCAAGGCGAGGCUGUGUCUCUGCAUCAGCCACAUGCUCAAGACGCAGUACUCGGUGCUCAUCCGCGACAAGAUGAAGCCCGAAAACACGACAAACAGCACCAUGAUGCUGUUCCCCAACAAGCAAAUGGACAAUGUGGACAGCGUCAACGCGGUCGACCUCGAGCUCGGCGCAUGGGCUGCCUCGCUGCCAGACGUCUGCCAGUACCGGCCCCUGAGCGCCGUCGACGUCGAGGAGGGCCGGUCGACCGUCGCCGUGCACCGGACGCUGCUGCACAUGGUCUUCCACACCACCGUCUCGGCCCUCCACCGUCCGCAGUUCCUGCCGUCAUCGCCCACGCAGGCGCCGACCACGUCUCGCCAGGUCCAGGAGAUGUCCCGCCUGCGCGUCCGCGACGCCGCCGCCCAGAUCACGCGCAUGGCCACGGAGCUGCAGCGCCUCCGGCUGGAGAAGUUUCUGCCCACGACGGGCGUCACCGUCAUCCUGCCCGCCAUGAUCAUCCACCUGCUCGAGAUGAAGGCGCCGUCGUCGCAGGCCCGGGACCGCGCCACCCGCGGCUUCCGCCAGUGCAUGCGCGUCAUGGAGAAGCUGCGCGAGAUCUACGCCGCCGCCGACUACGCAACGGGCUUCCUCGACGCCGCCCUCCGCAAGGCCGCCAUCGACGUCCGCACCGCCGCCGCCGCCGCCGCCGCCAUCGCCACCACCGGCAACAGCAUGGCCGGCCACCACCAGCAGGCCCUCUCGGCCGCCAAGCCCGACCUGCCAGCCGAGUUCACCAGCGCCGCCGCCGCCGCCCAGACGACGCCUCCCCCGGACAACAACCUGCCCUACAUGGCGGCCCCGGAGGCGGUCCUCCUCACCGCCGCCGACUUGGACAAGGUCGGGCCCGCCGUCAUGCCCACGUGCAUGCCGCCGCCGCCGCCGGCCACGAUCAACGCCGCGGCCCUCGAGCUGUCGACCAACUCGCCGCCCCAGACCGACUUUGACUCGGCCCAGCCGACGCCCAGCGCGAGCGGCCAGUCGGAAGCGCAGCUCGUCGACCACGACACCAUGGACCUUGACUUUAUGCAGGGCCACGACGAGUUUGACUGGAACGCCGUGGCCGGCACCGAGUUUGACGUCGACCAGUGGCUGCAGUUCCCUGACGCGGGGGCCGGUUCCGUUUCCAGUUCCAGUUCCAGUUCCGUCUCGGCUGCCGCGUCUGCCCCUGCUUCGGCCCCGGCUUCGGCCUCUGGUUCCCGUCCCGACGGCGGCGCCGAGGACCUCCCCCCCGCCGCUGCCGGGCUGCUGUUUGACACAUGUAGCGCCAGCGCGGAAAGAUUGAUGGAGGAGACGCUGGACCUGGCGGCGCUGGACAACGACGGCGACGUGAGCAUGGGCUUGGGCCUGGGCCUGGGCCUGGGCCUGGGCGCUGCCGAGGUGGCGCGGCUGGAGGCUGGAGUUGUGUGA